UAUGGCAUCUAUUACGGGCCCAACUGUGGUAGAAGUACAUGAUUUCAAUCCCCUUUGUUCAAAACCAAGAGCCUUAAUCAUCCAAAAACUUCCUUCUCCUGCCAAUUUAUUUUCUUCGACGACUAAGACAAGGAGAGUCGAGUUACAAAGGAAGAAGAAGAAGAAGAUGGCAACCGUAGCAGUAGUGAACCUUAAUGCAACAACCAAUGGUGCUCUUGCUCAUGUGGACAUGGUAACAUCCUCUCUUGCUCAUACCGCAGAGAAGCCUGCAGUGACUUUCGAACUCGUUGCCUUAGUCACUGUAAAGAAUAUUCACCAGAAGGUAAAUAUCAAUGUCGACACAAUGCUUCAUUGGUUCGGCGACAGAAGACAAGAUGAUUACAAGGGUGGGGUUCUUCUACAGCUUGUUAGUACUCAAACUGCCCCAAAGGGAGUGAAGCCGAAACUAAGCCAGGAAGCUGUAUUGGAUUGGACAAAGAAUCCGAAAAUGGGUGAUGAGAAGAACAGUUACCAAGUCAAGUUUGUGGUGGACUCAACAUUUGGGAUGCCAGGAGCCAUUACAGUGAGUAACAGAUAUGAUGAGGAGUUUUAUUUGGAUAGCAUUAACAUUGAAGGUCUUGUUCACUUUGCCUGCAACUCUUGGGUUCAACCAGAUCAGAAGUCUAAAGCUGCAAAAAGAAUCUUCUUCUCUACUAAGGCAUACUUACCCAAUGAGACACCAGCUGGGCUGAAAGAGCUAAGAGAAAUGGAGCUGAUUCAACUGAGGGGCGAUGGGACUGGGCUUAGAUUGCAAUCUGAUAGAAUAUACGACUACGACAGUUACAAUGACAUUGGAAAUCCAGAUAAGGGAAUUGAGUACAAGAGACCUACCCUUGGAGGCAAUGUUCACCCACACCCUAGACGCUGUCGAACUGGACGCCCUCCAACCAAGACAGAUGAGAAUAUGGAGUCACCGGUGAGCGAAUUCGAGACAAUCUAUGUGCCUAGAGAUGAAGAGUUUGAGCAGCCCAAACAAGAAGCUCUAAAUGUCGGAAAGUUGAAAGGAACUGUCCGCAAUAUAACUCAUGCACUUUCAACAAUUACUGCAGAUAGAAAUGUCAAGGGGUAUUCGAACAUCAAUGGUCUGUAUACAGAUUCUUCUUCUCUUCAAUCCAAGACCCAGCCGGGAACUCAAAUUUUGAACAAAGUCCACGAAUUCCUCAAAUUUGACCCCCCAAAAUUAAACUCAAGGGAGAUAUAUUGUCUGCCAGAUGACCAAUUUGGGCGCCAAACCAUUGCAGGCAUAAACCCUUUAAGCAUAGAAAGGCUCGAGGUUUUCCCACCUGUAAGCAAACUAGAUACCUCCAUUUAUGGUCCUCAAGAAUCAGCACUCAAGGAAGAGCAUAUAAUAGGCCAACUAAAUGGCAUGUCCAUACAACAGGCAUUGGAAGAAAACAAACUGUUCAUACUAGACUACCAUGACAUUUUUCUUCCAUUUCUCAACAAAAUAAACGCUCUAGAUGACCGGAAAGCUUAUGCAACACAAACAAUUUUUUUCCUGACAUCAUUAGGAACUUUGAAGCCCAUUGCUAUUGAGCUCAGUCUUUCAGAUUCAGCAUCCAAGCAGGUUCUCACUCCUCCAAUUGAUGCUACGACAAGUUGGCUUUGGCAGCUUGGCAAGGCUCAUGUAUGCUCCAAUGAUGCCGGUGUUCAUCAACUCGUUCAUCACUGGUUACGCACCCACGCCUGCGUAGAACCGAUUACAAUAGCAACUCAUAGACAACUGAGUGUUAUGCAUCCUAUCUACAAGCUUCUCAAACCUCACUUGCGCUACACCUUGAAGGUAAAUGCUAUGGCCCGUAAGGAUCUCAUCAACGCCGGAGGGACAGUCGAGUCCAAUUUUACUGCUGCCAAAUACUGCAUGGAGUUCAGUUGUGCUGCUUAUCGAGAUUGGUGGCGCUUUGACCUUGAAGGUCUUCCUGCAGAUCUCAUUAGAAGAGGAAUAGCUGUACCAGACACGAGUCAAGUGCAUGGGCUAAAACUACUCAUUCAAGACUACCCUUAUGCAACAGAUGGGCUCCUCAUAUGGUCAGCAAUUGAGACAUUGGUUCAAACCUAUGUUAAUUACUACUACCCUAAUGCAAGUUUGGUCACUUCAGAUACUGAACUCCAAUCCUGGUACAAUGAAUUUAUCAAUUUGGGACAUGCCGAUCUUCGCGACGCUAGCUGGUGGCCAAAACUCUCUACGCAGGAGGAUCUCAUCUCCAUUCUCACCACCAUCAUUUGGCUCACAUCAGCGCAACACGCUGCUCUAAACUUCGGGCAAUACCCUUAUGGUGGCCAUGUCCCAACCCGCCCACCACACAUGAGGAGACUAAUUCCAAAAAACAAUGACCCGGAGUAUGCUUCUUUCAUUAGGGAUCCUCAGCAGUACUUCAUAUCCUCAUUGCCGAGUUUAUUUGAAGCAACGAAGUACAUGGCUGUAAUUGAUAUAAUCUCGGCACAUUCACCGGAUGAAGAGUACAUUGGGGAGAGAAAAGACUUGUCAAACUGGUCAGCUGACACUGAGAUUAGUGAGGCAUUUUACGGAUUUUCAGUGGAGAUGAGGAGGAUUGAGAAAGAGAUUGAACGAAGAAACGGGGAUUCAAGUCUCCGGAAUAGAUGUGGGGCUGGGGUUUCACCAUACGAGCUUCUCAUGCCGAGUUCAGAACCUGGGGUUACUUGCAGAGGUGUUCCAAAUAGUAUAACAGUUUGAGGUUUUUUAAUAGUUGUUGUCCAAAGCAGUUGGAGGUUUGAACAUAAAAAGUGAAAGAAGCAUAGCAAUAAAAACUAAAUAAAUGAGAUUAUGAGUUUGAAACAGAGUUUGGUAAUGGUAAUGGGUAUA
Molecule: messenger RNA, 2863 nt
Organism: Rosa rugosa (rugosa rose)
Lineage: Eukaryota; Viridiplantae; Streptophyta; Magnoliopsida; Rosales; Rosaceae
Product: linoleate 13S-lipoxygenase 3-1, chloroplastic-like
Exons: 8
Coding region: 2-2734 (910 amino acids)
Biological process (GO): lipid oxidation
Molecular function (GO): protein binding; metal ion binding; oxidoreductase activity, acting on single donors with incorporation of molecular oxygen, incorporation of two atoms of oxygen
Source: RefSeq, a predicted model, not a curated record